AUGACCCUUCUGGCCGUGAUCCCCCCGAAGGCUGGGAGCCACGCCCCCAUCGCAGUUGCUCUGCCCGAUCCUCCGGCCAGCGAAGCCUUUACUGAAGGCCAAUGGACCUCGUUGCUGGCUAUUAUGGACACUGUGGUCCCGUCGGUUCGAAGAGACGCAGUGGCUACCGAUAAGAUUAAUCAACACGCUAUCUCGGACGUAGAGUAUGCCAAGGCGGCGGAGCAUCUGCAGGGAAAUGUCUCGCAGGCUUCGGGCACGGCAGCUCUGGAUGCGUAUCUAGAAGAGCGGCCGUCUGAUAACCCCCAGUUCUGCGAGCUGUUGAUGAGGACGCUGGUGGUGUUCACUAGCGAGACCGCGAGGAAGAGACUCUCGCUGGUCUUAUCUGCCUUGGACACCCGUGUCGGCUCCCUCAUCCUCACCGGUUCUCCAACUCCUUUCACCCAGCAGCCCCUCGCUGUACGCGAGCUUAUCCUCCAGCGCUGGCGCCUCUCCUACAUCCCCGCUCUGAACGGCUUCUACAAGCAGAUGACAGUUGCGGCCAAGAACCUGUGGAUCAAGACUAGCCCUAGCUUCUACCAUCUGUCUGGAUUCCCACAGUUUCCUCCCGAAAUGGAGCGCGGAAAGCUCUUCCCAUAUGAGUUUCUAAAGUUUACUGCCAACCCAGAGCCCGAAGUCAUCGAGACAGACAUCGUGGUUGUGGGUUCGGGAUGCGGUGGCGGAGUAUGCGCGAAGAAUUUGGCAGAGGCGGGACUUCAGGUUCUGGUGGUGGACAGAGCGUACUUCUACCCUACAGAGACCUUCCCCAUGAGUGAGGAGGCGGGAAUGGUGAAUAUGUUUGAUAAUGGGGGUUCGACUUUCAGCGACGACGGAUCAAUUGCGGUAGUAUCGGGCAGCACCUGGGGAGGCGGUGGGACUGUUAACUGGUCAGCGGCUCUACAGACUCAGGGCUUCGUACGCAAAGAGUGGGCGCAGGACCGAGGGCUGACCUUCUUUGAGACGUCUGAGUUCCAGAAUUGCCUGGACCGCGUGUGCUAUCAGAUGGGCGUCUCGGCAGAGCAUAUAAGACAUAACCACGGCAACAACGUCCUCCUGGAUGGGGCCAGGAAGAUGGGAUACGCGGGUAAAGCGGUGCCACAGAACACAGGCAAUAAAGAGCACUACUGCGGCCACUGUUCGUUGGGUUGCGCCGCGGCUGAGAAGCAGGGCCCGACUGUCGCGUGGCUCCCGGACGCUGCUCGAGCCGGUGCUAAGUUUAUUGAAGGCUUUACCGCACACCAUGUAUUGUUCGACGAGUCAAGUGGUCAGAAGACGGCGGUGGGAGUCGAGGGGACGUGGGUCUCGAGAAAUAGCCGUGGGGGGGUCGACGGACAGGAGCCUGAUCGCACAGUCAGAAAGGUCAUCGUCAAGGCCAAGAAGGUCAUCGUCUCAUGUGGGGCGCUAUGGAGUCCGAUCCUGUUGCUCCAGAGCGGUCUGAAGAACCGACAUAUCGGCCGAAAUCUAUAUCUUCAUCCCGUAAACAUUAUAAGCGGCCUCUUCAAAGAGGAUGUACGGCCGUGGGAAGGUGGUAUUCUCACAUCGGUCGUCUCUUCCUUUGAGGACCUCGAUGGCCACGGUCAUGGCGCCAAGCUAGAAGCUAUGCUCAUGAUCCCAUCCCUCGCCAUGAGCAUGUCAAACGUCACCGUAGGCCUCGACUUCAAGAAGCUCGCCCUCAAAUUCCGCCACACUAACAGCUGGAUCUCUCUUGCCCGGGACCGCGAUUCUGGCCGCGUCUACCCCGACCCUAACACCGGCGGCAUCCGCAUCGAAUAUACACCUAGCGCCUUUGACCGCCAGCACAUCUUGACCGGCUGUGUCGCCCUCGCGAAGAUCGCGUACACCGAAGGUGCUAUCGAGAUCCACACCAGUAUCCCUAGUGUCGCCCCGUUCAUCCGCAACGCAGACGAGGCUUCCAUCCCCUCCACCAAACCCGAGGAGAUAGACCCCGGCGUCUCUGACCCGCGCUUUCAAGCCUGGCUUAAGGAGCUCUGGCGUGCCGACAACAAGCCCCCAGGUGCUGGAUUCGCGUCCGCGCAUCAGAUGGGCACAAACCGCAUGUCCAUACGCGAGAGCGACGGAGUUGUGGAUCCCAAAGGCAAGGUCUGGGGAACUGAAGGGCUAUAUGUCAGCGAUGCGAGUGUUUUCCCAAGUGCCAGUGGUGUCAAUCCCAUGGUGACGAUCAUGGCUAUCAGUGACUGGAUCUCCAGAAACAUGAGCAAUGAGCUUAGGAGCGCGGACGGUAAGUUGGCAAGGCUGUAG
Pseudogymnoascus verrucosus is the source of this 2295-nucleotide messenger RNA. RefSeq lists its product as uncharacterized. The transcript is spliced from 4 exons. The record is from RefSeq and is a predicted model, not a curated record. Gene Ontology annotation, molecular function: long-chain-alcohol oxidase activity; flavin adenine dinucleotide binding. NCBI's taxonomy places the organism in Eukaryota, Fungi, Ascomycota, Leotiomycetes, Thelebolales, Thelebolaceae. The coding region runs from base 1 to 2295 and encodes 764 amino acids.